Messenger RNA from Crotalus tigris (Tiger rattlesnake), 1478 nucleotides. It is a transcript of the gene NUDT17, whose product is annotated as nudix hydrolase 17. Gene Ontology annotation, molecular function: NADH pyrophosphatase activity. The transcript is spliced from 8 exons. Gene Ontology annotation, cellular component: cytosol. Bases 222 to 1421 code for a protein of 399 amino acids. Gene Ontology annotation, biological process: NAD+ catabolic process; NADP+ catabolic process. The record is from RefSeq and is a predicted model, not a curated record. Lineage: Eukaryota; Metazoa; Chordata; Lepidosauria; Squamata; Viperidae.
AUCUCCAGUUGAUACCAACUCCUCAACCUGCAGGACUGGAUUCCUUUUGCAAAGCAGGGCCGGCAGAGGGCGCUCUCCCAGCCAGGAGAAGGGCUGAAGCGCCUGGGAACCGCCGCUAGAGGGCCGCCACCUCCCUCCCGGCCCGGGCAUCGCAAGAGGAGACGCCCGCAGGAGCCGAGCCUACCGUUCACACGUGCUUCCUGCUCCGAAGAGCCCCGAGCAUGCUGGCCGGCAGGAGAGUGGCGGUGCACGUCUGCAGAGGGGGCGGCUUCCCGCAACGGGCCCGCUUCGAGCAGAGCAUCGUUGGCCACUGCUGUCCCCCCCACGAAGACAGCGGCAUCGUGCACUGCGCUCUCAAACCCCUCCAGUUCCUCGUUUCUGACCAGGAAUUUCCUGGCUCCACCAGACUCCUCUUGAAGCGCCCCCCGUUCUGCCCCAUCAAGCAUUUGACUGUGGAGCAAAGGGCUUCCCUCCCCACGGAGAGCCGGUGCCAGGGGGUGGAUGUCGGGGUGGCCGUUCUCCUGGAAUCGGCGAACCAAAAGAUUUUGUUGACCCGCCGGGCGAGAACACUCAGCCUCUUCCCCACUGCUUGGGUGCCUCCUGGCGGCCAUAUUGAACUGGAGGAAGAGCUGCUGGAUGCCGGGCUGAGGGAGCUGGAGGAAGAGACCGGCUUGCAGCUGCAGGAUGGGGAAUUCUCCUGGCACCUGCUGGCCCUCUGGGAGUCUGUGUACCCUCCCCAGCUGAGCCAAGGUUUGCCCCAGCGCCACCACAUCGUGAUCUACCUGCACUUGGCCUUGCACGAGAGCCACCAGCAGCUCCAGAUUGAUCCACAUCUCUCGAUAGGCCAGGCUGAAGCCCAACGAAGCCGAGGUCAGCGCUGUCGCUUGGCUGGACCGCCCCACCCUGGCAUCCAUUGUGGCUACGGAGGACGGGGCAGAAGGCGAGAUCCCAGGGGCGGGCAGGGGGGCACCGCCCACUGUCAGCAUCGUGGAACUGGAGAAGGGCUCAACCAAGACCCUGGUAAUCCCCACCGCCACCUUCCUGGCCACAGCACAAGGGGAGGACGUGGAGCAAGUCAGCACCGGUACCAAGUACGCCCUCCGGCAGUGGCUGAACUUGUCUCCCCCCUGAACGGCCGAGGAUGCUCAAACACCUGGAAAGCAGGAGGAUGCCCUGGGCAGCCCUCCAGAGUCCAGCUGAUGCAUCUGGAGUUGCCUGGCAGAUGUUUGGCUCCAACACUCCUUGGCUUUUGUUUUGGAGAGUGGGGCGCCUGUGUUCCAGCCAUUGCUCAGUUGCCAAAAGAUGACGAGUCUUAUUUAGCUUUUGCUUGUCUCUGGGGUUUACAUUACAGAUAUAGUCCUCGACUUAACAACAGUUCAUUUAGUGACCGUUCGAAGUUACAACGGCACUGGAAAAAGUGACUUAGGACCGUUUUUUACACUUAACGGCCAUGGCAGCAUCCCCGUGGCCACGUGAUU